CUCGGCGCUCCGCUGGCCGCCCUGCGUACGCUCGCAGGGCGCUCGCAGACUCCGGAGUCGCCAACAUGUCGACCGCCAUGAAUUUCGGGACCAAGAGCUUCCAGCCGCGGCCCCCGGACAAGGGCAGCUUCCCGCUGGAUCACUUAGGUGAAUGUAAAAGCUUUAAAGAGAAAUUCAUGAAGUGUCUUCAUAACAACAAUUUUGAAAAUGCUUUGUGCAGAAAUGAAUCAAAAGAAUAUUUAGAAUGCAGGAUGGAGAGAAAAUUGAUGCUACAAGAACCAUUGGAGAAACUGGGAUUUGGAGACUUGACUAGUGGAAAAUCAGAGGCAAAAAAAUGAAUUUUGAUGAGAAGACCCCUGGGCCGUGUUCAGUGGUCUCUCGGGACGGAGGGCAUCAUCCUGCCUCUUAGGUCGGCGAAGGCCUGCGUGUGGUGUCCUUAGAAAUGGGCUUCAAAUAGAAGCUCCAGCCCUGUGGGGGCGUCUCCUGGGUAGGGAGUGGCGUCCUGUUUUCCCUUAGGAGGGUGUUUCUGCAUUGAACCCCUGAGUGGGACGGCAUUCCCGGCAAAGCUGGGAGGGAGGCGAGCGUGGGGCAAGACCCUUGUCUUCGAGGCCGGGGCCCUCUUGUAUGGGGCGGUUUUAUGUUGCAGUCCUCUGAUAACUUUCUGAGUUCAAAGAGGUAAAUGCAUAAAUUUCAGUCCCUUCUGAACACAUAUCAGAAAAUUACCAUUCCCUAGCAGGAUGUUUUCGUGUUUGUAUUCGUAUAUGCCAGUUCAUUUCCUUUAAAAAAAAAAAAAAAGUGGAACACAAAGUAGGAAGUGAGAACCUUCUGGCUAGGAUGGAUGGAACACAAAGUAGGAAGUGAGAACCUUCUGGCUAGGAUGGAUGGAACACAAAGUAGGAAGUGAGAACCUUCUGGCUAGGAUGGAUGGAACACAAAGUAGGAAGUGAGAACCUUCUGGCUAGGAUGGAUGGAACACAAAGUAGGAAGUGAGAGCCUUCUGGCUAGGAUGGAUGGAACACAAAGUAGGAAGUGAGAACCUUCUGGCUAGGAUGGAUGGAACACAAAGUAGGAAGUGAGAACCUUCUGGCUAGGAUGGAUGGAACACAAAGUAGGAAGUGAGAACCUUCUGGCUAGGAUGGAUGGAACACAAAGUAGGAAGUGAGAACCUUCUGGCUAGGAUGGAUGGAACACAAAGUAGGAAGUGAGAGCCUUCUGGCUAGGAUGGAUGGGAACACAAAGUAGGAAAUGAGAGCCUUCUGGCUAGGAUGGAUGGAACACAAAGUAGGAAGUGAGAACCUUCUGGCUAGGAUGGAUGGAACACAAAGUAGGAAGUGAGAACCUUCUGGCUAGGAUGGAUGGAACACAAAGUAGGAAGUGAGAACCUUCUGGCUAGGAUGGAUGGAACACAAAGUAGGAAGUGAGAACCUUCUGGCUAGGAUGGAUGGAACACAAAGUAGGAAGUGAGAACCUUCUGGCUAGGAUGGAUGGAACACAAAGUAGGAAGUGAGAACCUUCUGGCUAGAAUGGAUGGACUUCUUGAUUCUUUCUGGUUUUGCCUGAACACCAAGUAGCUUCAUAAUCAAAGGGUCAUUUUCUGGUUUGUAUCAGACCGUAUUUAUAAAGUUGGGUAUUUAAUUUCAGUAACUCCCGUAUUUUAACAGAAAAAGAACCUGAGUCCAUUUGCAGUUAGGCUCACACCAGCUGUCUUCUGUGCCAGCCAGCUCCGCCCGAGACCCCGGCACGUGUUCGCAGCACAGCCUGGCAGGGGCCCCGAGCGGAGUUCUCAGCCCGUCUGUGCCAAAGUUGCCUGUGGGUCACGGAAACCCGGCCCAUGUCCACCCAGUGCGUCAGGCCAGCCGGGGCCCAAACCUGUGGAUGGAACGCAGGUGCCUGCACAUGUGGGGCCUCAGCCAGACCUGUCUCCUUCCCAGGCACUGUCGGAAAGGGGCUGGCUCCUGUCUGGUCAGUGGAGGACGGUGGCAGGAGACGGGGUGGGGAGAUCCAGGUCACGUCCUCUCUGGCGACCCUGGCAGUGGCUGUCUCCAAGCCCUGGCAGGUGGGGCCACCAACCUGGCCGACCUCGUCCCUCUGCCUGUGGGUGGCUGAGGCUUCUCAGCCCAUCUCCAGUUCUCUGCAGCAAAGGCCCUCUGUUUCUGUCCUGCAGUGGUGGCCCUUUCGUGGUUAAACCUGUCCCUCCCCUCCUCACAGAACUGAGUACCUAUUGCGGCUGGGCCCGCCCAACCCUGUGUCCCUGCACCCAUGGGUUCUACCACCUGAUUCGGCUGCAGCUGUCACUGUCCCGUGUCUGCUCUCUGCCAGGCUUCUGAGUGCUGCAGACGUAUUCACAUAUCACCGCUAGUUUAUGGAAAGUCUUGUUUCUUAUUAGAAUAUUUUGUGUAGGCACAGGGUUGCCCCAGCACUGUUUAUAGCGACCCCAGUGUCCUCACAGUGCACGUGAGCCGUGACGCAGCCACCGUGGAGUCGGCGCUGAUGCGGUGUGGCCACCUGCCGUGAGCUCACCAACGCAGUGCGGCUAUAUGGCGUGAGCUUACUGUGAAGUGGAGACAGGCAGGGACACAGGAAACUACAAACGAGAAAUCCAGAUGGAGGAGCUGGAGCUGAUGGGCAUAGCCGGCCGCGAGCCCCUCCCAGCACCCCUGGGGGUGGAGUUCUGGCUGUCAUGGCAGAGGGAUUCACAUGCUCAAAAAGUAAACGAACCAGGAUGUGAGGGGAGCACAACAGACCAUGCCGACGGAGCUCCCGGGCCCGGGCCGGGGCCUCUUCCCACCGCACUCUGACCGGCCGUCGGGAGUGCCCGGGCCCGGGUCGGGCCUGCCUCUCCGCUCGCACCGCACUCUGACCCAUCAGGAGUGUGGGGAAGACCGUUGACCAAAGGUGGGAAAGAGGAAAGAUACUGUACUCUAAGUAGUAAAUUUGUUUUUUGCGUGGACGAUUCUGAAGCUGUAUUCUGAGAUGGAAAAAACUAGAAAUACAUCGUGGAUGAUGAGAGCCAGGUGUAUCGAGCUCCUGCUUUUCUAACAUACAAAGGUAACUGGAUAGAGAAAUGGAGUGAUUGCCCUCACCUGGCCAGGGUGUGCUCCGAGACCCCAGCAGGUGCCUGAAGCCGCGGAUAGUCCCGAAUCCUGUCCAGGCGGUGUUUUUUCCUGUACGUACCUGUGAUCAAGUCUGAGGUGUGACAGCAAAACUGACAGAACUUUGUGCUUCCCUCUUCAAAAUGUCACAGAUGGGCACUAUGUUCUUACUGGAGAUCUUAGCAACCUCGGCAUCUGGCUGUUUUUCUUAUAGGUCAGGAGUUUCCACCUUUUCCCUUAAAGGAAGCGCUUGGCAGCUUCUCUGGUGUGUCUGAGUCGCCAGCAUCACCACUGUCGUGUUCUGGGGCCAUUCUUAAGUAAAAUAAAAGCUUCUUGGACCCAAGCGCCACAUCACCGCGAUGGCUGGUCUGAUCACCGAGAUGGCUGCUGAGUGCCUGGCAGGCAGGGUGGCGUGGACGGCCCGAAACGCUGGACGGAGGGAGGGUUGACAUCCCGGCAGGACGGCUGCUCAGAACAGCACAGAAUCAAAAACUCAUGAAUGGUUUAUUUCUGGAAUUUUCCACUUAGUAUUUUUGGACUGUGGCUGACCAUGGGUAACUGAAACCGUGUGUAAGGGGGACUGUUGUGAGGGGCUGUGCACAAAUGCUUCCCAGCUCUGCCCUGAGGGCCUGGACGCAGUGACCCGUGCACUCAGGGUCUUGGCCCUGAUACCAUUCUGUAACCAGAAGGAACCAGGGCCAGGCCAGAGAAGGUAUCAGAUGAGCUAGAGAGUGAAGAAUUGCUGGGAUGAGGAGACGUUGAAAUAACACGGGGGGAUGGGAAGGAGCACACGGCCAACCUGGGGCAGUGUGAGUGUGAAAAUAAACAGGCUGGGCGUGGCGGCUCACGCCUGCAAUCCCAGCACUUUAGGAGGCCGAGGUGGGAGGAUUGCUUGAGGCCAGGAGUUCAACACUAGCCUGGGCAACAUGGGUGAAACCCUGUCUCUACAAAACAAGAAAAAUCAGCCGUGCGUGGUGUCACCCGCCUGUAGUCCCAGAUACUCAGGAAGCUGAGGCAGGAGGAUCACUUGAGCCAGAGGUUAAGUCUGCAGUGAGCUGUGAUUGUACCACUGCUCUCCAGCCUGGGCAACAGAGCCGGACCCUGUCUCACCAAAAAAAAAAAAAAAGAAAAAAAAAAUUAUUGUAAUGGGCUGUAGCCCACAGAAUAAAUUGAUAUCCAGUAGUCUAUACAACAUAAGUAAUUGGGUAAACAUGUCAGUCGGGGGAGGGCCAGGUCUGUCUUAUUAAUUCUAAUUUAGAAGAAAUUUUGGGAACAGGAAAUCGCUGUUGCAGAAACCACACUGGUGACAGGUGCAGAUUACAACCCUCAGCGGGCCGGGCGCCGGUGGCUCACGCCUGUAAUCCCAACACUUUGGGAGGCCGAGGCAGGCAGAUCACUUGAGACCAGGAGUUCAAGACCAGCCUGGCCAACAGGGAGAAACCCUGUCUCUACUAAAAAUACAAAAAUUAGCCGGGGCUGGUGGCGCGUGUUUGUAAUCCCAGCUAUUCGGGAGGCCGAGGUGGGAGAAUUGCCUAAACCAGGAGGCGGAGGUUGCAGUGAGCCGGGAUUGUGCCACCACACUCCAGCCUGGGCGACAGAACCGUCUCAAAAAAAACCCUCAGUUGCCAUGAAGUGAGUGGUGACGUGUGCUGUGAAGCCGGUGUCUGCUGUCUUGAGAAACCUCCCCUUGAGAUGCACAGUGACCUCCGCGGAGACAGCAGUCACGUCACAGCAGAACGGCAGAGGCCCCCUUAACCCAGCAGCCACUGCCGGGAGCGAGCUGCACAGGCCGCACCGACCUGGGGGUGUCCCUGAGGGCACGGUAUCACCUCUGGUUCUCUUGCCCAACUGCAUGGCCUGAAUGUAAUCCCAAGGAGACAACAGACACAGACCCAAACCGAGGGGCCUUCUGCGAAGUGACUGGCAGCGCUGGCCCAGUGUUAUGUAAGAUGUUAUUUGGGGAACUGGGUAUACACACUGUCCUAUUUUUGGAACUUUUUGGAAGUCUGAAAUUAUUUUGAAAUGAAAAAAAUGCUUUGUGUGAAACUGUA
Molecule: messenger RNA, 5143 nt
Organism: Gorilla gorilla gorilla (western lowland gorilla)
Lineage: Eukaryota; Metazoa; Chordata; Mammalia; Primates; Hominidae
Gene: COX19
Product: cytochrome c oxidase assembly factor COX19
Exons: 3
Coding region: 66-338 (90 amino acids)
Biological process (GO): mitochondrial respiratory chain complex IV assembly
Cellular component (GO): mitochondrial intermembrane space
Source: RefSeq, a predicted model, not a curated record